AUGAAAUUUUAUGUAGAUGAAGUUCUUGUUGUUUUUCCAUAUGAAUACAUUUAUCCUGAGCAGUUAGAUUAUCUAACAGAGUUGAAGCGAGGACUUGAUCAGGGGGGUCAUAUGGUGCUUGAAAUGCCAUCAGGAACCGGUAAAACAAUUUCGUUACUCUCUAUACUAGUGGCCUAUCUCCAUCAUCAUCCAUCUGAAAAACGAAAAGUCAUUUACUGUACAAGAACAGUCGAAGAAAUGACUAAAACGAUGAAUGAGAUGAAAAAACUCUUAAAGCGUUGGGAGAUAGAAGGUGAGAGAUUACGACCAUUGCUAGGGGUUUGCUUAACAGCCAAGAAGAAUUUGUGUGUCAAUUCACAAGUGACUUCCAAUUCGAACCCUGAUGACGUAGAUGCUGGUUGUCGGAGUAUUACGGCACCCUGGCAAGACGAGGACCGUUGCUCGUAUUUCGAUACACUAGACCAGUUGUCAAUCGAGCUUCCCCCGGGUGUGUACUCGCUGGAUGACCUUAAGUGCUUUGGUGAAGAACAUCAUGUGUGCCCGUAUUACUUAGCGAGAAAAUCACUCGUAGCGGCUGAUCUUGUUGUUCAUUCUUAUUUAUACAUGGUAGACCCUAUUGUGUCUGGGGUUGUUCGUGAGUUCUUAAAUGAAAAUACCAUCGUUGUUAUGGACGAGGGGCAUAAUGUAGAUGAUGUAUGCAUUGAAGCAAUGUCUAUCAUUUUGACAAAACGAGACUCAUUCGACGCGAAACAAAAUUUGAAAGACCUUAGUAAAAGCCUUGAUCAUCUGAAGUCCACUAGCCGUCAGCAAUUGCAGGAUGAGUAUGACCGAUUGGUAAACGGUCUAGCCUUGGCAGAGAUGGCAAGACCGCCACAGGACAACAGCUUCGCAGUACAAGCUCCUCCAAUACCAGAAACUAUAGCAGAGGAAGCUAUUCCAGGUAGCCUUAGGCUUGCUGAUCACUUUCUGGGAUUCAUGCAGCGUUUGGUAGAUUUCACGCAUCGAAUCGUUACGCGUAUCACGCGAACAUACGUGGCCGAUCCACUAACCUUUCUUACAAAGCUGAAGGAGGAGUGCGUUGUGGAUAUCAAUCAUCUCAAAUAUCUAUCGGAACGGUUGAAGGCUCUGCUUACCACGCUCCAAAUAACAAAUACAAACAAAUACUAUUCCAUAUCACUGGUAGCCCAAAUGUACACCAUUCUGGCCACAUAUUACGCAGAUGACAGAUAUGAAAAGCCUAGUUUUGUUGUGGUGUGUGAAGCGCACGACCCUACUCGUCCCCAUGUACCUGAUCCAGUUAUUCGUACUGUGUGUGUCGAUGCUUCCUUGGCAUUAAGGGAUGUUUUCUCGCGUUAUCGAAAUGUAAUCCUUACCUCUGGAACUCUCUCUCCCCUCGAUAUAUAUCCUAAGAUACUUGGAUUUACCCCGGUUAUCACUAAAUCCUUUCAGAUGACCCUGAGUCGCAAGUGCAUUGCUCCAGUUAUUGUGACGAGAAGUUCUGAAAGUAUCAGUAUUACAUCGGAGGAGCUGACCAGCAGCUUCAAGGUGCGCACCACACCAGAGGCCCAGGCCCUGGUGAUAUCAGCAUAUGAGAAUCUUCUGAUGGAGUUGGCCAAGACGGUUCCUGACGGCAUUGUUUGCUUCUUUACAGGUUACCAGUACAUGGGUGAGGUGCUUCUUGCAUGGCACAGCAAUGGGUUUCUGCAGGAGUUAACCAAAUAUAAGCUCUUGUUCAUCGAAACGCAAGGAGUCGAGGAAACUUCUAUUGCUUUGGCGAACUACCGUCGCGCGUGUGACAUCGGACGAGGCGCCAUCUUUAUGUCGAUUGCCCGAGGCAAGAUUGCGGAGGGGAUCGACUUUGAUCGCCACUACGGCCGUGCUGUAGUUAUGUUUGGGGUUCCUUUUUUGCCACCAAAUGACGAGCCUCUGCGACAGCGGAUGCAUUGGAUGGAGGUAUGCCUUGGAAUACCGGAGAGUGAAUAUCGAAAUUUUGAUGCGAUGCGACAAGCAUCGCAGUGCAUUGGUCGUGUCUUGCGCAACAAGGUGGAUUAUGGCAUGAUGUUCUUUGUUGAUCGCCGCUUUGCGUUAAAUGACAAACGGCGUAAAAUUCCAAAUUGGAUUCAACAAUGCCUGAAGGACAAUACAAAUCUAAGCGUUGCUGCAGCAGUUUCUGUGGCGCGUAACUUCUUCAAAGAAAUGGCUCAACCCUGGGAGUACGAACGUGAUCUUGGGACCACUUUGCUUUCCAAGGCUGUCCUGGAGCGGAUGGGCAGAAUGCGGCCCUCUAAGUCUCCUUUCACAACGACAAGCAAUAAUCUUGUUUCAACUAUUCAAGAAGUUUCUUCAAAACAAGAAGGUGACGUGAUCACCGCCGCAAGAGAGCCAAACAGCCGAAAGCGGGAACGAGAUGGGGAAUGA
Phytomonas sp. EM1 is the source of this 2418-nucleotide messenger RNA. NCBI's taxonomy places the organism in Eukaryota, Euglenozoa, Kinetoplastea, Trypanosomatida, Trypanosomatidae. The record is from the annotation of a GenBank genome assembly.